CCGUAAGACUGGUCACCGUUAUGUAGCAGUUCACUUACACCCAAAGUACCCCACUUAAGGCUGAGCUAGAAGGGGUACUGACGUUGAGUCUACAGCGGUACGGUACUUGCAGCUGCUCCAAAUUACAAAACAGCCUUACUUCAUGUUUCCAUAGCGCAGCUCUGUCUCGACCUCACCUGCAUACCUCUUACCUCUUACCUCUUGCAUUGGAAUAAUCCACGACCCGAGCCACAAACACCGUGGCUGCUUUUUAUUGCGAAAAAGUCAUACUACCUAGUAAUUCAUCAUCGGGUUUUCUUCCUAUAUGACACAUUCUUCCCUACCAGCUCCUCUCGGCUAUAGCUAAAGCUGUAUUCAUCGACGGGUAUACCGCGCAAGCACGAACACACAAUCAUUUAAUUCCCGAUCGCCACCAUGGCCCCGACUCCGGCGAAAUACGUUCUCUUGUCGCUACCCCUGAGUACCUUCGACACAGGCGACCAGCAAGAAGCUCUCAACUCUCUCAAGACCACUAUCACGCCCGAGAAUGGAACCGUCGUGCCUUUCCCCGUCCCCAACUUUAAGAUAGGAACCUUGGACGCCUUGAUACAGCAAGCUGACGACCUGGGAAAGCUUAAUACGGCCUGCGAGGGAGUGGUCAGCAAAGUUGGCGACUCCUUGCGAUCCUUAUACGAAGGCAACGAGGAUAAGGCUGCUGAACAAAAGAUGGUUAACGAUAAGCCGACUGAUCAGUAUCUUCGCACUUUUACUUGGAACAAAGUCCGCUACCGAGCCGACAGGCCUGUAGGCGAAAUCGUUGAUAUCCUCCAAAAGGAAUUGGCUACAAUCGACAAUGAUGUCAAAGGCAAAUUCAACCAAUACAACCAAAUCAAGACGAACCUCGCUUCUCUGCAAAGAAAACAAACGGGCAACCUCGCAACCAAGUCUCUCACACCGAUAGUCGACCCGUCUCUGCUGGUGCAAGACUCGGAAUACCUCGAAACGCACCUCGUCGCUGUCCCCUCCAAUCUGAAGAAGGAGUUCCUUAAGAGCUACGAGACCAUAUCACCCAUGGUAGUGCCCCGGUCGUCCGUACAGGUUGCGCAAGACGAUGAAUUUAUCUUGUUCGCCGUCACCACGUUUAAGAAGCACAGUGCCGAGUUCCAACAGAAGUGUCGAGAGCAGAAGUGGACGCCCCGCCAGUACAAACAUGUCGAGGGAGGCAAAGAAGCAGAGCAAAGAGAAAUAGAUCGCGUCACUCGCGAAGAAAAGAAGGUCUGGGGCGAGGCUCUACGAUUGGCCCGCACGGGAUGGAGUGAAAGUGUUAUGAUAUGGGCGCACAUCAUGGCCCUCCGCGUCUUCGUAGAGUCGGUGUUGCGCUACGGCUUACCGCUAGAAUUCGUAUCGGUUCUUGUACUGACAAACGCGAAGUUAGUAAAGAAGGUGAAGACGGCGCUAGACUCGUCGUAUUCGUACCUGGGUGGAAGUGCGUUAGGACGAGACAAGCGAGGGAGGGUGACAAAAGAUGACGCGGCGUUAACGUCGGAGAUCGCGGCGGCGGGCUUGGGGCACGCAGGGGAAGAAAACGAGUAUACAGCAUACGUAUAUUACGAGUUCGAAGUAUAGACAGCAUGCAAGCAGCUAAUUUAUCAGGUUGGCGUUUUCGCGGGCGGACCCAUAUCAUGACUAGCAUUUUCCCGAAUAAGGGACUUUGGUUGUCACAUGGCAACAAUGGGACUAUUCUGUAUAUUUCUUCAGAAGGGUUGAUAUUUAUUGCUCUA
Molecule: messenger RNA, 1760 nt
Organism: Daldinia vernicosa
Lineage: Eukaryota; Fungi; Ascomycota; Sordariomycetes; Xylariales; Hypoxylaceae
Product: ATPase, V1 complex, subunit C
Exons: 6
Coding region: 415-1605 (396 amino acids)
Biological process (GO): proton transmembrane transport
Cellular component (GO): vacuolar proton-transporting V-type ATPase, V1 domain
Molecular function (GO): proton-transporting ATPase activity, rotational mechanism
Source: RefSeq, a predicted model, not a curated record